AUGCCGAUAAAAGUAGAAGAUCAUGAACAUCUUAUCGUUGUUGUAUCUGGUGGUGGACCAGUUGGUCUCACAUUUGCACUUCACUUAACGAUGAUGAUGGGUACACAUGUGAAAAUAUUUAUUUAUGAGGGACGUUGGUUUGUUGAUCAACAAGGUAGAAUACAUUGGCAAGAUGAAAAACAAGGCAAAACACGUCGUGAUCAAGUUGUUACAUUACAAGAUCAUGUUAUAAAACAAAUGCCUCAGUAUAUAAAACAAGGUCUUUUUCAAAAUAUAAAUGAACGUGUUUGGCCAACAUCUAGAAAUAUUCCAAUUAGAGAAGUCGAAGAUCGUCUUUUUGACCUAAUGCAACCAUUUGUUCAUAGUGGUCAAAUAGAACUCAUUCCAGAAAAUUUGCAUGAGCAAUCAGAAUGUCUUAUAAAAGGAAAUUUUGAUCUAUUGGUUGGUACGGAUGGUUCUAAUUCAUUUGUACGUCGCUAUUGUAAUAUUCAAAUGAUGAGUGAAGGUCUUGAAUAUGCAUGUGGUGUAGCUUAUGAUAUUCCAGAUAAUGUUCCACCAACAGAAGAACCAUUACAUCAAGCACUUAAUUGUAUUUUAACUGUGUCUCAAACGCGUUACUUAGUUAAUUCAUCCACAAGUCGUCGUGGUUAUUUAAAUAUUCGUCUAAUUCAAGAUGAAUAUGAUGAAUUACGAAACCGUUUAGAAACAUUUCAAUUACUUAAUGAACCAUUAGAUUUAUUAGAUUACAAUAAAUGUCCACAAUCACCUGUAUGGACAAUUAUUCGACAAGGUUUAGACUUUUUUAAAAUAUCACCAAAAUAUGUUUUCCGCGUUAUACCCAUUGAAAUUAACGUUCGUCAAGCAUCCAUUGUUGCUCGUGAGCUUCGUUAUGAAAUUGAGACAGAUCCACAAAAAGUUAAUAAAUACAAUGAAAAACGGUAUAAAACUGCGUUAGCUUUUCUUGCUGGUGAUGCAGCAAUGUGUGUUCAUUUUUGGCCUGGUCGUGGAAUGAAUAGUGGAAUGAAAGCUGCUAUUGCAUUAGCACGUAAUAUUCUUCGUGCAUGCACAUCAAAUAAUGCAAUAAAUAUACGUAAACCAUUACGAUUUUUAGACUUUCUUGAUUAUGAAGGUUUCAUGGCUCGUCUUCGCGCACGUGAACAACAAGGUCGUUCAUUACGUGUUCUGGUUGAUCCAAUUGAUAAAUCUGUUGAAGAAGCUUAUUCCUAUGCAUAUAAUCCUUAUUGUUAUGAACGAUAUAUAACAAAUUUAAUUCAUAAAUUAAAAAAAACUCGACAGCGUCUACAAGAAAACCCUGAAUGGCCUCAUAAAUCAAAACCAAUUACAGAUGAUGAAUUACAAACUCUAUCAAAUCGCAUAUCACCAUAUGCUGUUGCACAAUUAUCAUUAGCAAAUCCAUGGCCAACACGAGAAAUGAGUGGAGCUGACGUUCUCGUUGAACAUAUAUUUCCGUAUGAUUUGAAUAGAUUUUUACCUCUACCUGUAACAAGACUUCCAAGUUUACAUCGCACUGAUUCAAUGAUGCCUCGUUAUAAUUAUCAAAUAUUAUGGAUUACAGAUGAUAAUAAAAAUGAAAAUAUUAAAAAUAUUUUUAAAGAUAUUGAAAAUUCACAAAAUACUCUUCGAUUAUCAAUAAAUAAAGAUUGUGAUUAUCAAAUGACUUCUGUUCAAACAAUAGAUCAAGCUAAACAAUGGUUAACAACUAAUCAAGAAUCACUUCGACAACCACAUAUUAGACUUAAAGUUGUUACUUUAUGGACAAUACAAAAGGAUAAAACAGCAAUCGAUGUCAUUAGAGCUGUUCGUUCCAUAUAUUCACGUGUACCUGUCCUAAUAUUUACAACUAAACAAGAUAAAAUACGAGCAGCACUUGAAUUUCCGAAUGUUGUUGCAACUGAUAAAGAAUAUGAAGUGAAAGAAUUUGUUGGACUUAAUCAAGGACCACUAUGGAAUUCCGGUUGUCAAGUAUCGUAUACAAUGACGAAUUCAUUUGACAACAAAGAAAUACAACCAUUACCAAUAAUAACAUCCGAUACAAGUAAAUAUUACAGAAAUAUUCAUUAA
Molecule: messenger RNA, 2082 nt
Organism: Rotaria sp. Silwood1
Lineage: Eukaryota; Metazoa; Rotifera; Eurotatoria; Philodinida; Philodinidae
Source: the annotation of a GenBank genome assembly